This is a messenger RNA of Drosophila hydei, 3591 nucleotides long. It is a transcript of the gene moody, whose product is annotated as G-protein coupled receptor moody. Gene Ontology annotation, cellular component: membrane. Gene Ontology annotation, molecular function: G protein-coupled receptor activity. The record is from RefSeq and is a predicted model, not a curated record. The transcript has 5 exons. Gene Ontology annotation, biological process: G protein-coupled receptor signaling pathway. NCBI's taxonomy places the organism in Eukaryota, Metazoa, Arthropoda, Insecta, Diptera, Drosophilidae. Bases 936 to 2846 code for a protein of 636 amino acids.
AUAUGUUAGCUGGUGUGAGAGUAUGUGCGUAUGUGCGCUUGCUUGUAGAACGAAAUUGUCAACGGCCAGCAGCGAAUAUCAAUUGACAGCAGCGGCGACGGCGACGACGACGACUGAGCUGCCGCCCCAAAAGCGGGCACUCGAUAAUGUGCAGUCGAUGUAGACGAACGCAGAAUAAGCGCGCGCGCAGUCGAACUCCAUUUAGCCGUUACAGUUAAUUUGCUUUCGUGCGUUUUGUUUUGAUCGCGCUCUUCCCUUAGUUGGCUGUUAUUCCCGUUGUUGUGGGUUUUCUGGUUGUUGUUGAUAACGUGACAAAUGCGUUUGCGGUGUGGUUUGCUGUGCCGCAUGCUUGCAACAUUUCUACCUGCGUCUUCGAAAGUCUGCAAAAUGCUUGAAUCCCAAAUGUAUUAGUCAUGACUGUGAGCGAGCAUUGCGGCAUUUUUGAAUCAUCCAAACGAGGCCCCGCGCUCACUCCCUCGCGCAGCAUUCGUGAAUAAGCCAUUGCCAGCAGAGAACGUGAAUCGUAAACUGUUUACAUUGCUCAGCUCAACUGAAGUCAACUUCGGCUCAGUUCAGCUCAGUUCAGUUCACUUGCACAAAGUUCGGCUCAGUUAUUACUCAUAAGCACCUUGCUUUGCCUGGACUUGACUUGGCUCUGACUCUGGCUCUGACUUGAAGUCGCAUCAGCAAAAAUUACCUCUCUGAGUCUUUCUCGCGCGCUCUCUCUCUCUCUAUCGGCCAGCUGCGAUUACGUGAAAUAAUAAUAGAAAAACAAACAUAACAGCAAAGUGCUGCCUGAUAAGCGUCUAAUUCGUGAUUUGUGAAUUGUGUGCAAUCCAGUGAUCGGAUCGUGAAUGUCAGCACAGCUGGGGGAGCAGUCUAAUAGUGAUUACCAAUCGCAUGUGCCACACCAGUAAACCAGCUUAUCUGGCAUUAUGAGUGACGACACAACUCCGAGUCUGGGCUAUGGCGAUGGCGAUGGCGAUGGUGGGCUGCCUGCCUCAGUGGCACCGACGAUCGGACUGGAUGCUGUGGAUGAAAGUGGCUUCUCGCAAUCGCUCUUGACCUUUGCGGCGAUCAUGACCUUUCUCAUCAUGAUCGUCGGCAUCUGUGGCAAUUUUCUGACCGUUGUCGCGCUGCUCAAGUGCCCCAAAGUGCGCAACGUGGCUGCCGCCUUCAUUAUCAGCCUGUGCAUAGCUGAUCUGCUGUUCUGCGCAUUAGUACUGCCCUUCCAGGGCCUGCGCUUUGUGCAGGGCGGCUGGCGUUACGGCAAGAUCCUUUGCCGUGUCAUCCCGUUCAUACAGUACGGCAACAUUGGCGUCUCGCUGCUGUGCAUCGCCAUGAUCACGAUCAAUCGGUAUGUGAUGAUCACGCAUCACAGCUGCUAUGCGCGCAUCUACAAGCGCCAUUGGAUCGCCGUCAUGAUCGCCGCCUGCUGGCUGGUCUCCUAUGGCAUGCAGUUGCCCACGCUGCUCGGCGCCUGGGGACGCUUUGGCUACGACACGCGGCUCCAGACGUGCUCGAUCAUGAGCGAUGCGCAUGGGCAUAGCAGCAAGACGACGCUGUUCAUAACGGCCUUUGUGAUACCCUGUCUGGUGAUCAUAGCGUGCUACGCCAAAAUCUUUUGGGUGGUGCACAAGUCCGAGCAGCGCAUGAAGCGACAUGCGAACAAGCAGAACUCCAUACCGAACAAUUUGAGAGCGGUCAACCAGCCCGAUAACCAGCCCGCAUCGCAAACUGUGGCGGGCAGUCGCGUCUCCACGGACAGCAGCAGCUGCUCCACGGAUGUGCCCGAGGCAGUGGCCGCAGCUGGGGGCAAGCAGCCCACCACGCGGGUCAAGGACCAGCGCGAGGUGCGCGCCAAGCGCAACGAGUGGCGCAUUACCAAAAUGGUGUUGGCCAUCUUUUUGUCCUUUGUCGUCUGCUACUUGCCAAUCACAAUUGUCAAGGUGGCCGACAAGGACGUCGAGCAUCCGAGUCUGCACAUCUUCAGCUACAUCAUGCUCUAUCUGUCCGCCUGCAUCAAUCCGAUCAUCUACGUGAUCAUGAACAAGCAGUACCGUAAGGCCUACAAGACGGUUGUCCUCUGCCAGCCGGCGCGCCUCCUUCUACCCUUCGGCAAAUCGAAUGGGGCGAAUAGUGCUGCAGAGAAAUGGAAAGACACCGGAUUGAGCAACAACCACAGUCGCACCCUUGUGUCCCAGAUGUCCGCCGGCGCAGCAGCGGCGGCAGCGGCGUCGCCAACGGCAGCGGCGUCCGCACCGACAUCCGAUUGCCCGUCCUUGCCGGCAACCAAAUCGGGGCAGUCACUGGAGCUUCUCUCCCGCUGUCCCGAUCUGAUAAGCCGCUCGAAUUUGCCGCCGUUGGCUACGCCGCCAGCCCCGCCGCCGCCAUCGGUAACGCUCGCAGCCAACAGCAGCACCAACAGCAACAGCAGCAGCAGCAGCAUCAGCAGCCGGCUGCCGCCCAAGAAGAGCAAUCACUCCUACAUCAACAACGGCUUCAACAGCAGCGGGGGGAACAGCAGCCUGAGCAGCGGCGUUUACCGACCCGCAGCUGGCUCGCUGGGGGCUCCCUUGGGGCAUCGUCGCAUCACCAUGGUGGGGGACGACAUCAUACUGGAGGAGGAGGAGCUGCCCGCAACGGAACUGCCCGGUCCGACGACGGUGGCCAGCAAAGUAACCAAAUCGCCCAUCUACAUGAACAUCGACAGUCCGAAGAGAAACCAAUCUUAUAGCGGCAAUGCGACAGUCAAGGAUGAUGCGCUGCAGCAGGCGUCGAUCCAGGUCCCGGUCCAGGACGAUGCUAGCAAAGUGCCGGCAAAGUCUCCAACUCCAAAAGACUAACGAAAUGCUUUAAUUCCAAAUAUCGUAACUGUUACAUUCCCCUCUUACACGUGCGCUAUGUAUUUAGCGUAUAUCGUAUAGCAUAUAUCGUACACUCAAUAACGAUUGCGGCAUGCUUGUCUAUGAUAUCGUAAAUUGUAUUCUGUUCUCACUAUAUCGUAUGCGGCACCUUAUUCAUGGUGUAGUGAGUGCUCCAUAUGCUUCACGAUAUAGGCAAAUGUGUCUCGUAAAUUAUACAUUAAGUGAUUCAUGGCGAUUACGAUAUGUGUAUGUCGUAAGCGGUAUAGAGAUUACUAAGUAUUGCAGAUGGUUUGAUUCUUGUAUUUAAAUGCAAGUAUCGUAAAUAGUACUCAAGAUGAUACUUCGUUUGCUGAAUAUCGUAAACGGUACACACACGCACACACACGUACAUAUAUCGUAAUCGUAGCCUAGAUAUUUAUCGUUUGUCCGCUCUUAGUAUUAACCAUUAAACUAAGCUCUAUUUAUAUACACAUAUAUCCAUCGAUCAAUACCGUUAGCGAUCAAAUCCCUCCAUCCGUUAAGCAUACACAAAUCGUACGGCUCAUGGUCCGUUUUUCAAAACAUUUAUUUCGAAUUUCUUAUAAAGCACUUUAAAAUUGGAAUAUAUUGAACUUUACCUUCGUGCGCUGUUAACAUCACACUGUUAAGGCUAUGUUCGAUGUCGGGCAACUAACGACUUGGCGAACGUUAUCAACUAUCGCUUAUUUCCACUUAUAAUAUAUAU